Molecule: messenger RNA, 4911 nt
Organism: Phragmites australis (common reed)
Lineage: Eukaryota; Viridiplantae; Streptophyta; Magnoliopsida; Poales; Poaceae
Product: ABC transporter G family member 43-like
Exons: 20
Coding region: 160-4509 (1449 amino acids)
Cellular component (GO): membrane
Molecular function (GO): ABC-type transporter activity; ATP binding; ATP hydrolysis activity
Source: RefSeq, a predicted model, not a curated record
GAGCCAGGGAAAGCAAGCAGAGUUCAUCCAACACGUACGCGCGCGCCCUCUCAUCGCGGCGCAUCCAAUCCAACCGCACUCCUCUCGUCUGAUCGUUCUGCCCGGCGCCGCGCAAUACGACCAAGCUAUAGGUACGUAGGUAGCUAGGGAGGGUGAGCGAUGGCGGGGGAGAUCGCGCCGUCGGGGAGCCGGCGGAGCUGGCUGUCCGCCGCGUCCAUCUCGCGGUCGCUGCGCGCGGACCCGGACGACCCGUUCCGGCGCUCCACGGCGAGCCACGACGACGGGGACGACGAGGAGAACCUGCGGUGGGCGGCGCUGGAGAAGCUGCCCACGUACGACCGCAUGCGGCGGGGCAUCAUCCGGAAGGCGCUGGACGGGGGCGAGGGCGGCGGCGGCAGGCUCGCGCCCGACGAGGUGGACAUCGCCAACAUGGACCCGCACGAGGGGCGGGAGCUCAUGGAGCGCGUCUUCAAGGCCGUCGAGGACGACAACGAGCGGCUCCUCCGUCGCUUCAGGGACCGGCUCGACCUGGUUGGCAUCGAUCUUCCGCAGAUCGAGGUGCGGUACGAGCACCUGUCCAUCGAGGCGGACGUAUACGUUGGCAAGCGCGCGCUGCCCACGCUGCUCAACGCCGCCGUCAACACCCUCGAGGGGCUCAUCAGCCAAUUCGGUUCGUCGAACAAGAGGACGAUUAAGAUACUCAAAGAUGUCAGCGGCAUCAUCAAGCCGUCGAGGAUGACACUUCUUCUUGGGCCUCCAUCAUCUGGGAAAAGCACGCUUAUGCGAGCGCUAACUGGGAAGCCUGCUAAGAAUCUCAAGGUGUCUGGCGAUAUCACGUACUGUGGCCAUAAGUUUUCGGAGUUUUAUCCUGAGAGGACUAGUGCAUAUGUCAGCCAGUAUGAUCUACACAAUGGAGAAAUGACUGUAAGAGAGACAAUGGACUUCUCAAGACGAUGCCUAGGUAUUGGUGCCAGAUAUGAUAUGCUGUCGGAAUUAGCUAGACGGGAGCGAAAUGCAGGCAUUAAGCCUGACCCCGAGAUUGAUGCUUUCAUGAAGGCAACUGCAGUCGAAGGAAAGGAGACUAAUGUUAUGACAGAUCUUACUCUCAAGAUUCUUGGGCUUGACAUUUGUUCUGAUAUUAUUGUUGGUGAUGAGAUAAAAAGAGGCAUUUCUGGUGGGCAAAAGAAACGUGUGACAACUGGUGAGAUGCUAACUGGACCUGCAAAGGCUUUGUUCAUGGAUGAAAUAUCUACUGGGCUUGAUAGUUCUAGCACAUUUCAGAUUGUCAAAUACAUCAGACAGAUGGUCCAUGUGAUGAAUUAUACAGUCAUGAUCUCCCUUCUACAGCCUCCACCUGAGACCUACAAUCUAUUUGAUGACAUCAUUUUACUAUCAGAAGGUUACAUAGUUUACCAUGGGCCACGGGAGAGCAUCCUGGAAUUCUUUGAGAGUGCUGGUUUCCGGUGCCCUGAACGGAAAGGAGUGGCCGACUUCCUUCAAGAGGUGACUUCCAGAAAAGAUCAACAACAGUAUUGGUGCCACGACCAGGAACAUUAUCGUUAUGUUACCGUCCCGGACUUUGUGCAACAUUUUAAGACAUUCCAUGUUGGCCAGAAGCUCCAGAAAGAGUUGCAAGUUCCUUAUGACAAAUCUAAAACACAUCCUGCUGCUUUGACUACCAAGAAGUAUGGGUUAUCUAGCUGGGAGUCUCUCAAGGCAGUCUUGUCCAGAGAAUGGUUGCUGAUGAAGCGCAACUCCUUCCUCUAUGCAUUCAAGUCUUUUCAAUUGUUCAUAUUGGCACUUAUAACCAUGACGGUGUUUUUCAGAACAAAGAUGCCCCAUGGGAAGUUUUCUGAUAGCACCAAAUUUAAUGGUGCUUUGGCUUCUUCUUUGAUCACAAUCAUGUUCAUUGGUAUAACUGAGAUGAGCAUGACCAUAAAAAAGCUACCAGUAUUCUAUAAGCAGAGAGACUACUUGUUCUUUCCAGCAUGGACCUUUGGACUUGCAACCAUAAUCUUAAAGCUUCCUUUUUCAUUCCUGGACUCAUUUAUGUGGACGUGUGUUACAUAUUAUGUUAUGGGUUUCGCACCUGCUGCUGGAAGGUUCUUUAGCCAGUUUCUAGCAUACUUUUUAACACAUCAGAUGGCUGUGGCCAUGUUCCGGUUGCUAGGCGCAAUUUUGAAGACAAUGGUUGUAGCCAAUACAUUUGGCAUGUUUACGCUGCUUAUAGUUUUCAUGUUCGCAGGGUUUCUCAUCCCAAGACAGGACAUUAAACCAUGGUGGAUCUGGGGCUACUGGGUAUCUCCCAUGAUGUACAGUAAUAACGCCAUAUCAGUCAAUGAAUUCCUUUCCAGUAGAUGGGCCAUUCCAAACACUGGCGGAAGCAUUGUGGCACCAACGGUAGGGAAGGCUAUUUUGAAGGCUAAAGGCUACUUUAGUGGUCAAUGGGGGUAUUGGCUUUCCAUCGGUGCCAUCAUAGGAUAUAUUAUUCUUUUCAACGUUCUCUUCCUUUGCGCUCUUACAUUCUUGAGCCCUGGCGGCAGUUCAAAUACUGUAGUUUCUGAUGAUGAUGAUGAAAAUGAGCUGGAAAAAGAGUCAACAAACCAAGAACAAAUAUCCCAGAUUACCCAUGGCACAAAUGGAGCAGCAAACAGGAGAACCCAGACAGGAAUGGUCUUGCCUUUUCAGCCACUUUCACUUUCUUUCAACCACAUGAAUUACUAUGUUGACAUGCCUGCUGCAAUGAAGGAACAAGGUUUCACGGAAAGCCGCCUCCAGCUGCUAUCUGAUAUUAGUGGUGCAUUCAGACCAGGUGUUCUGACUGCAUUGGUUGGUGUCAGUGGUGCUGGAAAGACCACUCUAAUGGAUGUACUGGCAGGAAGAAAGACAAGUGGAAUCAUUGAGGGAGAUAUUAGGCUUUCUGGUUACCCUAAGAAACAAGAAACUUUUGCCCGCAUCAGUGGCUAUUGUGAACAAACUGAUAUCCAUUCACCAAAUGUUACUGUGUAUGAAUCUCUCCUUUAUUCUGCUUGGUUACGCCUUUCCUCAGAAGUUGACAACAAUACUAGAAAGAUGUUUGUGGAGGAAGUUAUGUCAUUAGUUGAGAUUGAUGUAUUGCGUGAUGCUCUGGUUGGUCUCCCUGGUGUUAGUGGGCUAUCAACUGAACAAAGGAAGAGACUGACAAUUGCUGUAGAACUAGUAGCAAAUCCUUCAAUUAUAUUCAUGGAUGAGCCAACUUCUGGCCUUGAUGCUAGAGCUGCAGCAAUUGUCAUGCGUACUGUGAGAAAUACAGUCAACACAGGACGAACCGUCGUUUGUACGAUCCAUCAGCCCAGCAUUGAUAUUUUCGAGGCUUUUGAUGAGCUUCUGUUGCUGAAGAGAGGAGGACGUGUCAUAUAUGCUGGCCAACUUGGCGUCCAAUCCCAAAUACUAGUUGAUUAUUUCGAGACAAUUCCAGGUGUUCCCAAAAUUACAGAAGGAUACAACCCAGCAACAUGGAUGCUGGAAGUCAGUUCUUCUCUAGCUGAGGCUCGCCUGAAUGUUGAUUUUGCUGAAAUUUAUGCAAAUUCUGCUGCUUACCGGAGCAAUCAAGAACUUAUUAAGGAGUUGAGUGUUCCACCGCCGGGGUACCAGGAUCUCUCAUUUCCAACUAAAUAUGCCCAGAAUUUCCUAAAUCAAUUUAUGGCAAAUGCGUGGAAGCAAUUUCGAUCUUAUUGGAAGAAUCCACCCUACAAUGCCAUGCGCUACCUUAUGACAGCUCUAUAUGGUAUUGUGUUUGGUACAGUCUUUUGGCGCAAGGCAAAGAAUGUAAAAACUGAGGUGGACCUGAUGAUCCUACUUGGAGCCACCUAUGCUGCUAUUUUCUUCAUUGGAGCUGCAAAUUUGCUAUCAAGUCUACCUGUUUUUUCUAUCGAGAGGACAGUCUUCUACCGUGAAAAGGCAGCUGGGAUGUACUCUCCACUGUCCUAUGCAUUUGCGCUGACAGUUGUGGAGUUUGUCUACAACACAGCUCAGGGUAUUCUUUAUACUAUCCCCAUCUAUGCCAUGGUUGGCUAUGAGUGGAAGGCAGACAAGUUCUUCUACUUUCUGUUCUUUAUCAUCGGGAGCUUCAUCUACUUUACACUGUUUGGCGCAAUGCUGAUCGCAUGCACUCCUUCCCAAUUGCACGCAAGUAUUCUUGUUUCAUUCACUCUCACCGGUUGGAACAUUUUCGCCGGAUUCCUUAUUUUCCGACCGGCCUUGCCUAUUUGGUGGCGGUGGUUCUACUGGUGUAACCCGGUGGCCUGGACCAUCUACGGUAUCUUGGCCGCGCAGUUUGGCAACAUUGACCGCCUGGUCACGGUUACAGGCGACAUCACCAGUAUCAUGGUGAAGGAAGUCUUGAAACAAACACUCGGCAUCAGGCACGACUUCCUCGGCUACGUUGUGCUGGCGCAUUUCGGCUACAUCCUCCUCUUCGUCUUCCUCUUCGCAUACGGCACGAAGGCCUUGAACUUCCAGAAACGGUAGGAGGUGACUGGCAGAGGAUGCGGGUCUGGGAACGCACCCUCCUGCGGUCCUGCCCCCAAAAUGUAUGCAUUGCACUCGACUACCAGCCAUUUUUUACGAGUGCAAAUCAGAAUUCUGCAAUCUAGUGAUAGCCUCGUCGAGAGAGGCUCGUGUUGCAUAUCAGAUAUAACAUGUAGUUAACAUUGUACUGAAUCACAGUGUAUUAAUGCCCUAGUUUUUUUUUGUUUCAAUUUCUAAAGCCCAAAUAUAUGUUCCAAAAAUGUCAAUCUUACUCUUAGCAUGUUCUAAUCUAUUUGAGCCAUUAGCGCUGGAAUGACUAGGACAAAGCAUAAAUCAGUAAUACUGAGGUUUCUUUGGAGGCAAAUAUCAAAUUUUGAAAUGGGCAAAUCAAACCCGUACCAA